This is a messenger RNA of Salvia hispanica, 1337 nucleotides long. RefSeq names its product epoxide hydrolase 1-like. The record is from RefSeq and is a predicted model, not a curated record. NCBI's taxonomy places the organism in Eukaryota, Viridiplantae, Streptophyta, Magnoliopsida, Lamiales, Lamiaceae. Gene Ontology annotation, molecular function: catalytic activity.
AUAGCAAACACAAGAGUCGUUGAUUGAGAUUUAAAGUAGAGCGAGAUUAGAAGCAAGCGGCGGCGGACGAUGAUGAUGAUGAUGGGAAUAGAUGUAAAUCAUCAAACAGUAAAAGGCAACGGAAUAUCGAUGCACGUAGCUGAGAAAGGAUCUGGACCGUUGGUGCUACUCCUCCACGGCUUCCCGGAGACGUGGUUCUCUUGGCACCGUCAGAUCGACUUCCUCGCCGCUCACGGCUUCCACGCCGUCGCUCCCGAUCUGCGAGGCUUCGGCGACUCCGACGCCCCUCUCUCUCCUUCCUCCUACACUUGGUUCCACAUCACCGCCGAUCUCAUCUCCCUCCUCGACCACUUCUCCUCUCAACAGGCGUACGUCGUGGGGACGGACUGGGGAGCCGUCGCCGCCUGGCAUCUGGCCUUGCUCCGCCCCGAUCGAGUCAGAGGAAUCGUCGCUCUCUCCGUUCCCUUCGCUCCGCGCUUUACUGAUGUCAAACCGCUUGAAUCGAUGAGGCAGAUGUUUGGAGAUGAAUUCUACAUCUGCCAGUUCCAGGAAGCGGGGAGAGCGGAGAGGGCGCUGUCGAGGUACGAUUGCGCGACGGUGAUGAAGAAAUUCCUGCUAAUCAACAAGGCGGAGAUGCUAAUUGCGCCUCCUGGAAUGGAAAUCGUCGAUUACCUAGAGACGCCGGCGGUGACGCCGCCGUGGAUCACGGAGGAGGAGAUUCAGGUGUUUGCCGAUAAAUUCCAAGAGUCCGGGUUCACUGGCGGAUUCAACUAUUAUCGAGCCCUAGACUUGAAUUGGGAGGUGCUGGCGGCGUGGCAAGGGGCGAAGAUCGGAGUUCCAGCGAAGCUGAUUGUGGGGGACAAGGAUAUGGGAUUUAAAAGCGGUGGUACAAAGGAGUAUAUACAGAGCUCCACCUUCAAAACUAUAGUUCCAGAUCAUGAGAUCGUCAUACUUGAUGGCCAUCACUUCAUUCACUUAGAGAGGGCCCACCAAGUUUCCCAAGAGAUUUUGUCCUUCAUUCUUAAACACUCUUGAUUCAUUCUUCUCAAUGUAUGAUAAUCCCAUUCCAAAUAAUGCGACUUCACAUAUGGGAUUCACUUCAUCUAAUUCCGCCUACACUAAUGAUACUUUUGGAAAUGGGACUUCGGUUUGUGGGUCACAUUUUCUGGUAUAACUUUGGAUCUUUUUGCUUGGAGUUUAGUGUGAAGUGUAGAUGGAUGUUGUAUAUUCUUAGGUGCUAUAAAUGCAUCAAGAAUUCUUCAGGUUUGUAAUCAAAUGAGGGGUGAUUGCUGUUUGAAUGAUGUUUUUUUUGUUGAAUUUUAGGAUUGCAUGAAUUC